UGGCCCCCAACAUGGGGCGGAGACGCGGAAAGGCGCUGGAAACCCGGAACUGGGCUUCUCAGACUUUUUACGGUCUAAGUCAGUGCUUUAUUUUAUUCCGUUGUCAGCGCCUGCGCCUUCAGGGAACCGGUACAGGAAACAGCGCGGGGCUUCAGUCUGGGGUCCGGCUGACGCGCUGCAGCUACUCGCUGCUGGCUGCCUGCCGGUGCGCGGUGACCUGCGGACUGUCCUGCUCGUCUCGCAAUGGCCAGAUUCUGGGUCUGCGUGGCCGGCGCCGGGUUUUUAAUUGCAUGUGUGAUUUUGCAUGGGCGUCUAUGUGGCUCGGGGGUAUUAAGGAACUUUGUUUUUCAAGUUUCCUGGAGAACUGAGAAACUUCUUUACCGGCUGGAUUUGGAUUGGCCUAAUUAUCCAGAAUACUUCACUGGAACAACAUUCUGUGUUGCAGUUGAUUCUCUGAGUGGCUUGGUUUAUGUAGCUCAAAGAGGGGAUAGCAUCCCCAAAGUCUUAGUGUUCACCGAGGAUGGUUAUUUCCUAAGAGCCUGGAAUUAUACGGUUGAUACACCUCAUGGUAUGUUUGCAGCCAGUACACCCUACGAGCAGUCAGUCUGGAUCACAGAUGUGGGAAGUGGAUCCUAUGGUCAUACUGUUAAGAAGUACAAUUCAUUUGGUGAUCUUGUUCAAGUCUUGGGUACUGCAGGCAAGAAAGGCACUGGACUGAAUCCUCUGCAGUUUGAUAAUCCUGCAGAAUUAUAUGUGGAAGACACAGGAGACAUUUAUAUUGUUGAUGGAGAUGGAGGAUUGAAUAACAGAUUAAUCAAACUGUCCCAAGAUUUCAUGAUCCUUUGGCUGCAUGGAGAAAAUGGGACGGGGCCUGGAAAAUUCAAUAUACCGCACAGUGUUACACUUGAUUCAGCUGGCCGGGUGUGGGUUGCUGAUCGAGGAAAUAAAAGAAUCCAAGUAUUCAAUAAGGACACUGGGGAGUGGUUAGGAGCGUGGAGUGACUGUUUCACAGACGAAGGACCUUCUUCUGUCAGAUUCACUCCGGAUGGGAAGCACUUGAUCGUGGCUCAACUGGGCCUCAGCAGGCUGCUGGUGCUGGCCGCGCCCCCAGUGGGGAGCAUUGGCACCUGCUCUGUGGUCAGCACCAUCCAGCUGCCAGACCAAACUCUGCCACACCUCCUAGAAAUCGACCACAUGACGGGAGCCAUCUACGUAGCAGAAAUCGGGGCAAAGCAAGUGCAAAGAUAUGUCCCUUUGAGCACCUAUGUUCCUGCAUUCAGUACAUAGUGGGUUUUUUUCUGAAAGUAUUUCAAGUGUCAGUUCAAAUUCUCAGAUCUGUUAAUUGUUUAAAAAUGGGCUUCAAACACAAAAAAAUUAUUUUUAUAUAAUCUGGUUACUAAAAGAUCUAUGUGUAGGUUGUUAUAUGUCAACAUGUUGUUGCCAUUUAUGUGACUCAGUUUUAUUCACUAAGUGCAUAAGGAUAUUUUAAUGUAAUUUUAAAAAUGGAAUCAGAAAGAGGAACCAAGACUGUAGCCAAGUUCCUAGACCUGGUAGAUUAACUUUUCCUGGUAAAAAAGUAGGAAUAAAAGUGGAUUCCUAGGAUAAUUCAUUGAAUUUCAUGUGAAGAACUAGCAGCAAACCUCCAGUUUGUUGAACUACAUGAAAUAGGCCCCCUUGAGAGAUCGUGGGGACUGGGGCCCUGGGUAGCUGAGUGCGCCCGCAGGCAGAUGCUGAAACUAUGAAACAAGCUCCCACUCUUGACCCUGAGGAGCUGCGAGCCAGGCUGGAAAGCAGGAGCAGGCAGCACCACAGCAGCACCUGACUCUGGACCUAACGCUCUGGAUCUAAUGACAUCCAGGGAGGCUGCAGGGAAAGUCAGCUCAAGCUCAGACUGACAGUCUGCAGAGGAAACAGCAUGGUUGGAGGUGAGAAGUUCUAGGAAGGUGCAAACUUGCCGAGAGCUUUGGUCCACAUUCAGACCUUGGUCAUCACAGCCCAACUUGCCGUUGCUUCUUUAGCUGUAAGAUCUUCAUGUCAGUCCUUUAGCGUGCAAUGAAAUGGCGGCAUCGGAGCACUUUACCGAAAGUUUUUAAAAAAUACAUAGAAGUUUUUAAAAGCUAAUCUUAGAGCUAGGAUCCCUCCUCAAUUUUUUUUAAAGCACAAAAUAAGUUCAUUCAUAAAAUUUGUCUACCUCAAAGAAAUUUCAGGGAUAUUUAUAUGGAUAUAUGCCAAACCCUUGGAGUUACUCAGAUGCAAACUUCCCUGCCUUUCUGUUCCUGUACCCUCUCCCAUUGGUCUGAAUAUUGGCUUCCUAACUGGAGUGCUUUUUCAGUUCGUUCUAGUGUACCUUUUGGUAGAAGCUGGCCACAUUGCAGUCUUUAAGGCCACUCUCGCCCUCGCCUCAGUCCACUCCCAUCUUCGUCACAGGGUCUUACUGUGAGUGCGGCAGCGUACUGAAGGCCCGAGCUGACUCUGUGAGACAUCUGUUCUGUUUUCCAGGCUGAAGGCACUCAUGUGUUCUGAUGCUUUGGAUCAGUGCAGUUAGGAAGGUAAGUUAGUAGCAAUUGCAGACCCUGUCCUGAUCCCAAGGCCCUUGGUAAAUGUAUUAUGCCACUGAUCAGACUACAUGGUUUUUAAGGAGUUGUCUUAGUUUUCUCUUUAGUAAUGUGGGAACUUCAUUUUUUCCUUCUGCAUGGGUGCUGUGGGGAUCACAGGUGAGGCAGAUGUAAGGGUGCCUUGAAGUUUGCUAUAGGAGUGCCCCAGGCAUUUAGUAAUGGGUCUUUCUAAAUGUGCGUGUACAUGGUACCAAGGGCAAGGAUUUGUGUUGGUGGCUUUUAUCAGAAUGCAUCCUGAUGAACCAUUCUGCAUUAGGCUAGCAUGAUCAGUUGAUUUGGAUUUAAAAGAAUAAUUUGAAGCUUUCUUUUUGUUUGUGAACCAUGACAAGAAGUACAAAUAUGCCUUGGAAGGAAUGUAGGUUAGCUAAACUGAUUCUAUUAUUUCUAAAAUGUCUUGCUUAACUUUUACAUCAGAUUUUUAUAAAACUUGCUGAAAUGUUCUUGUAUAUCUUACAAAAAGUGAUUGCUAGCAUACUUGAAAUUACAAUAUUUUGCCUUUUUCUUUUGGAUGUGUUAGUUAAAUGAAUGAGAAAUGUGUUUUUUCAUUAAAAAUGCAUAUUAAAAUUGUGGAAAGGUCA
This is a messenger RNA of Octodon degus (degu), 3193 nucleotides long. RefSeq names its product NHL repeat containing 3 (gene Nhlrc3). The record is from RefSeq and is a predicted model, not a curated record. Gene Ontology annotation, biological process: protein polyubiquitination; negative regulation of translation; proteasome-mediated ubiquitin-dependent protein catabolic process. The transcript has 7 exons. The coding region runs from base 244 to 1287 and encodes 347 amino acids. Gene Ontology annotation, molecular function: ubiquitin protein ligase activity; translation repressor activity; protein binding. Lineage: Eukaryota; Metazoa; Chordata; Mammalia; Rodentia; Octodontidae.